AUGCUCUCCGGCAUUCUGAUUUUCAAUCAGAAGGGCGAGAACCUCAUCUUCCGUGCCUUCCGAAACGACUGCCGCCCCCGCCUCGCCGACGUCUUCCGCAUCCAGGUCAUCUCCAACCCCCAGGUCCGCUCGCCCAUCCUCACGCUCGGCAGCACCACCUUCAGCCAUGUCAAGCACGAGAACAUCUACCUGGUGGCCAUCACCAAGAGCAAUGCCAAUGCCGCGCUCGUCUUCGAGUUCCUCUACCGCCUGAUCCAGCUCGGCCGGGGCUACUUUGGCAAGUUCGACGAGGAAGCUGUCAAGAACAAUUUCGUGCUGGUUUACGAGCUUCUGGAUGAAAUCAUCGACUUUGGAUACCCUCAGAAUACCGAAACCGACACCCUCAAGAUGUACAUCACCACCGAAGGCGUCAAGUCCGAGCGCGCGGCCGAAGACUCUGCGAAGAUCACAAUGCAGGCUACCGGCGCGCUGUCUUGGAGGAAGGCCGAUGUCCGAUACCGAAAGAACGAGGCGUUCGUCGAUGUCAUCGAGGAUGUCAACCUGCUGAUGUCUGCCACGGGGACUGUGCUUCGUGCCGACGUUACCGGCCAGAUCAUAAUGCGCGCAUAUCUCUCGGGCACGCCAGAAUGCAAGUUCGGACUCAAUGAUCGUCUCUUGCUGGACCAGGACGGGCUUCAGUCGCUGCCGAGCGGAAACCGGCUAGGAACUAAAGCUACGAAAGCGGCUGCUGGAAGUGUCACGCUGGAGGACUGUCAGUUCCACCAGUGUGUCAAGCUGGGGAAAUUCGACUCGGACCGCAUCAUCUCCUUCGUUCCGCCCGACGGCGAGUUCGAGCUCAUGCGGUACAGGGCGACCGAAAACGUCAACCUGCCAUUCAAGGUACACGCCAUCGUUAAUGAAGUUGGCAAGACCAAAGUGGAAUUCAGCAUUGGCGUCAAGGCCAACUUUGGAAGCAAGCUUUUUGCGACGAAUGUGGUGGUUCGCAUACCAACGCCGCUGAACACGGCUCGCAUUACGGAGCGCACCACACAAGGAAAGGCCAAGUACGAACCGAGCGAAAACCAUAUUGUGUGGAAGAUUGGUCGCUUCACCGGCCAGAGCGAGUUUGUUCUCAGUGCCGAAGCCGAACUCACGAGCAUGACAAACCAGAAGGCCUGGUCACGGCCACCGCUAAACUUGAGCUUCAGUCUACUCAUGUUUACCAGCUCCGGCCUACUAGUGCGAUAUUUGAAGGUGUUUGAGAAAAGCAACUAUUCAAGUGUGAAAUGGGUGCGAUAUAUGACAAGAGCAGGAUCUUACGAGAUUCGGUAA
This is a messenger RNA of Anthostomella pinea, 1311 nucleotides long. NCBI's taxonomy places the organism in Eukaryota, Fungi, Ascomycota, Sordariomycetes, Xylariales, Xylariaceae. The record is from the annotation of a GenBank genome assembly.